GGUCCAAAGAGACACAAUGCAAUUUACCGUGCUCUCACUUUGUGGCCUUUUAUGGUUCUGGCUCCCCUUGUGUCAUGGAUGGGCUCUAAAAACUGAAAGAAUUAAGGCUGAUGCAAAGAUGCUAUCAAGGACUCUAAUAACCAGAAUAGAGGAACACCCAAUUCAGUUCAUGUUUCCCAGCAACCUUAAAAUCAGUGGCUUGGACUUUAUCCCAGAUGAUCAGUUACUGGAGAGCUUAGAACAUAUGGAUGAGACACUUGAAAUCUUCCAGAAGAUCCUGUCUAGUCUCCCACUGGAAAAUGUUGAUCAGAUGCUUAGUGACAUGGAGAACCUCCGCAGCCUACUCCAGCUUCUGAACAGUAUUAUAGGGUGCACAGUGAGAAAGCCAACUCUGUCGGACACUUUAAUAAACAUAACAGAAGAGUAUGCCAAGGCCCCUUUUACUACUGAAAAAGUGGCACUUGAUCGACUUCAGAAGUGCCUGCAUAGCAUCGUCAAACACCUGGAUCACAUCAAAGGUUGCUGAGACAUAACCUAUGGCUUAUCCCAGUCAUCUUAUUCAAGUAAUUGAUGCAAUGCAAGGGUGGCAUUUCCAUUGU
Molecule: messenger RNA, 599 nt
Organism: Spea bombifrons (plains spadefoot toad)
Lineage: Eukaryota; Metazoa; Chordata; Amphibia; Anura; Pelobatidae
Gene: LEP
Product: leptin
Exons: 2
Coding region: 17-526 (169 amino acids)
Biological process (GO): signal transduction
Cellular component (GO): extracellular region
Molecular function (GO): hormone activity
Source: RefSeq, a predicted model, not a curated record